Molecule: messenger RNA, 2139 nt
Organism: Siniperca chuatsi (mandarin fish)
Lineage: Eukaryota; Metazoa; Chordata; Actinopteri; Centrarchiformes; Sinipercidae
Gene: bub1bb
Product: BUB1 mitotic checkpoint serine/threonine kinase Bb
Exons: 9
Coding region: 163-1437 (424 amino acids)
Biological process (GO): mitotic spindle assembly checkpoint signaling; meiotic sister chromatid cohesion, centromeric
Molecular function (GO): protein kinase activity
Source: RefSeq, a predicted model, not a curated record
UUUCCGUUUUCCUGUUUCUGGGUCUUCCAAUCAGCUUUCUCCAAAUUGUCUCGCGGUCCUUGUUCAAAACACAGAACCGACCGCUUAACAGUGUUCCUGCAGCAACGUUGUAGCUGUAAUAGUCUGGAAAGAAGGCUUGGAAGCGUUGUUUUAAUUUCCACAAUGGCAGAAGGAGGAGAUGUGGACUGGGAGCUAAGCAAAGAAAACAUCCAGCCACUGCGGCGGGGCAGAGCCAUAUCAGCCUUACAUCAGGCACUCAGUCAACAACAGGAUGGGCUCAGCUCUGCCAUCAACCAGCAGAGACAGGCUUUUGAGUCUGAACUGCGAAUGUAUGAUGGCGAUGAUCCGCUUGAUGUUUGGGAUCGGUAUAUUAAGUGGACAGAGCAAACCUUCCCUCAGGGAGGAAAGGAGAGCAACCUCGCCACACUGUUGGAACGAGUUGUAACCAGAUUCACAGAGGAAAAGAAAUAUCACAAUGACCCUCGCUAUGUUGACCUCUGGAUCAAAUUUGCAGAAAACUGCCCAGAGCCCUUGGACAUUUACAGGUACAUGCAAGCGCAGGGAAUAGGAGUGACACAGGCAUCCUUCUACAUCGCUUGGUCUGAGGAAUAUGAGAAUCAGGGCAACUGUCGCAAAGCAGACCUGGUGUACCAGGAAGGAUUCAAGAAGUGUGCUGAGCCGCAUGAUAAGCUCCUGCAGUUUCACAAGGGUCUGCAGGCACGUGUGUCCCGACAGGUGAUGAUGAAUGUGGAGGAGGACGAUAGUGAUGAUGAGCCUGAGAGAGUUUCUCUAGCCGACCUCAAACAUAGAGGGAGGAAAAAGGCCAUCGCCCCCAUCAACAGAGCUGGGGCUGCAAUUAGAAGUAUUUCUGGAGGCCUGCAGUCACACGCCGCCCCUGUCCUCGGCAAUGCUUCAAACAGUCGGUUGGUGAUCUUUGAUGAGAACAAGACUCAAAGUGCUGGCCCUUCAGAGCCUAAGUUGGAGUCUUGGGUGGCCCCACCCACUUCCAGGGCAAAGGAGAAUGAGCAGAGGCUUGAAAAAUGGUGUGAUGUCAAGAUGCCACAGAAGUCCAAAUUCGGACAUACUGUUAUGGCCCCACCGCCUCCGAAACCCACCUUCCAGCCAUUUGUUGAGGAGUCCAGCCAGCCUCCAACAAUGACUCCAUGUAAGAUCAACUCGGCAGUGAACACCGUUUUAUCAUCACGUAAGCCCUGCAGAGAGGAAACUCCUCUAAAGAGACUACAGGAGCACCAUCAGCAACAUAAGGAAGCAGAAUCAGGAAAAUUACAGGAGCAGAGCAUGUACUGUAAAGAGCUGCUGCUCAGCGGCGCCACUGAGUUCUGCUUUGAGGAACUGCGUGCUGAACGCUAUUUCAAAAAGAUGUCACAGGAGGUCAGGGAUCAAAACGAUCAAGCUAGUGCCAGUGCUUCAAACUGAUGCAUCUAAGAAGACUGACAAAUUGUUUCUUUUUUAGGGAUUUUUACCUUCAUUUAGACAAGAUUUUAUCUGCAAGUAUCAUGUAGUUGCUGUUAUGUAUUGUUUGUUUUCCUGCUGUAAAUAUUUUGUUCAGAGCGAUCCAGUUAGUCAGAAAGGAAUAAAACCCUUUGAACUGAAGACACAGUAAUUUAGAAGUUGUGUUGGAUUCGUUAAAACACGGCGGGUGGACCAAUUAAUGGGAACACCUGUACAAUGUAAUUUAAUCCAGUACAAAAUACCACAAACUGCAAAACUGUUAACGUGGAAUAAACAUCUGCACAUCAACAAACAAUAUAAACUGCAUAGGCUUCACAGUAGUAUUUAAGGGGCUAUUGGAUUGUAUUAUGUAUGUUAUGUGUGUCAACUCCUUGUAAAUACUAAACACAUUUGUCUACCAUCUGGUGCAGAAAUACUCACACUUAUUCCUUAUUUCAUUCUUGGCCCAUUUAUCCAUUUUUCUUAAUUGCAUUGUUCUUGAGAACAGUGGGGUUUUUUAUGUGUGCUGCCUUUGAUUUGUCUUGUUGAGUAUUUUUUUAGCAGAUGUUUCAACACAGUCGAAAGAGGGCUUCAGUGAGCUGACUCAACUGGGUUUUACGUCUCAGUCUGAGUGAAAUGUCCCAUCUAGGUCAUGUGUCAUUGAUGUUCAAUAAACUUGUUAAAGUA